UUUUUUUUUUUGAAUAAUGAAAAUGUCGGAUCACCAGGAGAUCGCGGAUGCUGAGGACGCGCGUCUAUCCGGGAACCCGACCUCUCCGCUCCGGCCGACUGGCGACCGUCUGCCCUGCCACAAGAGCAGCGUGUGCUCCCGCUCCUACUUCGUGGUCGUGAUGGUGUUUUUUCACGUCUACAUCAUUAAUGUCAUAGCACUGCUCUUCUACGUGCACUACAACAGCGGGCAGGAGGACGGCAGCCGGGGCGGAGACGCUCCCAGCGGCGGUGACCGACAGCAGCACCAAGAGCAGCGACGUCCCGCUCCAUCACAGCAGCACUUUGUACGGGAUGUUUCACUAACAAGGAUCGAGGGAAUAAGGGUAGGACAUGUCCAAAAGGUGUCUCUAGUGCCAGACAAAGUGCACGAGAUGAGGACUUUGAGUCUGAAACCUCUGCUGUUCGAAAUCCCGGAUUUUUUGUCAGAGGACGAGUGCCGGGUGGUGAUGCAGCUCGCUCAGCUGAAGGGUCUGAUGGAGAGUCAGCUGAUGGUGCAAGAAGGUCAAGAAGAGCUUGCAAAAGAGCUUGACCUGAGUCCAGAGGAGAUCUUUAACCUUCUUGAUAUCAACCAGGAUGAACAGCUGCAGCUUCAUGAGAUACUGACUCAUUCCAGAGUGAGGGACGGAAUAUGGCUAACUCCUGAGAACCUGCAAGAAAUUUAUGAGGGGCUCAAAGCAGACAAGGAUGGUGACGGUUUGCUGAGCCUGGAGGAGUUCCGGCUCCUGAGCAGCGAUGCCUUUCAGCGCUUUCUGCUGCAGAGAGGAGUGAAAAGGAGUCAGCUCGUUCGGAACAGUCGGCACACCUGGCUGUAUCAGGGCAAAGGAGCCCAUCGGGUCCUCCAGGAAAUCAAGGAGAGGGUGACUCGCCUCACCCGGCUCCCAUCGGCAUUAGUAGAUCUGAGUGAGCCGCUUCAGGUGGUUCGAUAUGAGGAGGGGGGGCACUACCAUGCCCACCAUGACAGCGGGCCCGUCUACCCUGAAACGGCAUGCACACACACACGUCUUGCAGCAAACACCUCAACUCCUUUUGAGACCUCUUGCAGGUACAUCACAGUUCUCUUCUACCUGAAUUCUGUUGAUGGGGGCGGGGAGACCGCAUUCCCUGUGGCAGACAACAGGACCUAUGAUGAAGUGUCUCUGAUACAGAAUGAUGUGGAUCUGAUGGACACCAGAAGAAACUGUGACAAGAGUAACCUAAGAGUGAAACCCACCAAAGGAAUGGCUGUUUUCUGGUACAACUACCUCUCAGAUGGAAAAGGCUGGGUUGGAGAGCAGGAUGAAUAUGCUCUGCAUGGAGGCUGUGUGGUCACCCGCGGGACUAAGUGGGUAGCCAAUAAAUGGAUCAAUGUUGAUCCAGAUUACCAGCGGCAGGCUCGCUUCCAACAGCUGGUUACACAGCUGCCAGAUGAAGACAACGACGAAGAUCUUAUUUUAAAUGCAGACGCGCAGAAUCCCAGCAUCCAUCAGGACCUGUAGCUCCUACACCAACACAAUCAUGUUUCACAACAAAAUCAUCCUUGUCUUCCUCAAUCCAGUGCACAGAUUUUUUGGAUGAGUUUGCAGAAUCAUAGUUUAUUCAGGGAAUGAGUUCACAAUGGGAAAUAGAUGCCUUUGUAGCAACAGUAUACAGUAGUUUGUUUGCUGUUGCACUAGCCCCCCCGGGGAACAGUUGUAAUUUUCCGAAUGUUUUAAAUUGUGUAAGAUUUAGUGAUAUCUAGUGGCAAAAUUUUCAAGUGCAUGCUUUUGAAUUUUCCCGUUCCGAAUCUCAUCUUCCAGACCUGCAGGGUAAUGUUCACAGCAGCCAAAAAAAAAUAAUCAUAAAAAUUGGUCAGGGUUUGUCUGUUCCUCUAUAAACUCUAGAAACCUGCAAAAAAAUCUGUAAAAACAUUGCAUUCUUUAAUUAUAGCACAGCAUUUCCUACCCUAAAGUUAUAUAUUGCCUUUAUGCCAGUAGAUUCCUCUAAAUGUUACACACCUAAACAUUUUUGCAUGUAUAAUCUAAACGGUUUUGCUGUUGUGACGAGCAAACCUUUGCACUACAAUACUGCGACAGCUGCCGUUACCAAAAGAAGCUCAUGCCUCUCGGUGUGAUGCAUGAUGCCUUGUCUUUGUCUCUUCAGUACAAUGAUACUGUUUUUUUCUAGAAUGCACAAUGAAUGAAAAUGCACAUGAUGUUCAGAGUUCUUUUUAUUCAUUUAUUAAAUUAUCAAAGAAAAUGCACUCUUUCAGUGUUCCUGCACAAAGUAAAAUGUAAUGAAUCCCAACUGUCUCUUGCAUCUUUUUUUCUAACAAAGCUUUAUAUAAUGGCUAAAUAACACUUUAGCAUGACAACAAAAUGAAAGUAUAAACAUAAGAUAAAACAGGUGUAAAGGUUUUAACUGUUUCCUUAAAUUACUCUAAUGUUGGAUCCAAGGAAGCAGAC
Cyprinodon variegatus (sheepshead minnow) is the source of this 2461-nucleotide messenger RNA. RefSeq names its product transmembrane prolyl 4-hydroxylase-like (gene p4htmb). Gene Ontology annotation, cellular component: endoplasmic reticulum. The coding region runs from base 17 to 1516 and encodes 499 amino acids. The transcript has 9 exons. Gene Ontology annotation, molecular function: L-ascorbic acid binding; iron ion binding; procollagen-proline 4-dioxygenase activity. NCBI's taxonomy places the organism in Eukaryota, Metazoa, Chordata, Actinopteri, Cyprinodontiformes, Cyprinodontidae. The record is from RefSeq and is a predicted model, not a curated record. Gene Ontology annotation, biological process: peptidyl-proline hydroxylation to 4-hydroxy-L-proline.